Messenger RNA from Protomyces lactucae-debilis, 2265 nucleotides. Its product is annotated as PLC-like phosphodiesterase. The record is from RefSeq and is a predicted model, not a curated record. Gene Ontology annotation, molecular function: calcium ion binding; phosphatidylinositol-4,5-bisphosphate phospholipase C activity. Gene Ontology annotation, biological process: lipid metabolic process; phosphatidylinositol-mediated signaling. The transcript has 2 exons. Lineage: Eukaryota; Fungi; Ascomycota; Taphrinomycetes; Taphrinales; Protomycetaceae. The annotation marks the transcript as partial.
GGGUGUCAGCUCUUACGUGUGACUCGACGCAAGACGCGCACACGCACAGUGACCAUUGAUCCGGAAUCAGGUGACUUGAUACUCGACCACAAGGACCACAAGUUUUCUGUGGAUGCAAUACGUGACUUGCGAGUCGCCAAUGAUGCAAGUCACUAUCGUGAACUGUGCAAGAUCUCUAUUGAGCAUGAACAAAGAUGGUUGAGCAUCAUUUACACGGUCGAGAGCGUGAGGCUGAAAGUGCUGCACGUCAUCUGUCCCAAUGUUCAGAUUCUCGAUUCUUUAGUCAAGAGCUUGACUCGGCUGUAUCAUACGAGACUCGAGCUGGUGGGUGGUCUUGGCGAUCUAAGCUCCGCUGCUGAAGAGCGUAUCUGGCUCGAUGCAGCAGCAAAGCCAAAGAACCUCACUGAUGAACGGCAAAUGUCCUUUGCAGAGCUCGAAGCGCUUUGUCAAAAGUUGUCAUUCUAUGCACCUGCGUCGCAACUCAAACACCUAUUUGAGCAAGUUGAUGUUCAGCAGCGAGGAUCACUUACAUUUGAAGAAUUCAAGCACUUUGUCGACUUGCUCAAGGCUCGCAAUGACAUUGCAGCAAUCUUUGCAGGAUUGACCAGCGGCACAAUGAGCAAAGAAUGCUUCCUCUCUUUUCUUAAAGACGUGCAAGGCUUUGAUGAUCAGGCGGAUGCAGUCGAGCGCAUCUGGGAACGAGCUGCUGGAGAUGAGGAAGAGUUAUCACUAUCACGAUUCACUACGUUUCUGCUUUCCCGGCAAAAUGGCAUCUUGCGCACCACUGAACAGGACAUGUCACGACCGCUGAAUGAGUACUUCAUCUCCUCCUCUCACAACACCUACUUGACUGGCUGGCAGAUUGGCGACGAAGCAAGCGUCGAACCUUAUAUUCGCGCUCUGCAACGCGGAUGCCGUUGCAUCGAGAUUGAUAUUUGGUCGGAUUCUGCUGGGGUCCCUGAAGUACGGCAUGGCCACUCAUUCACGUCACCCGUCAGUUUGGAGAGUGUGUUGCGCGCAACUGAAAAGUAUGCUUUCAUUGUGAGUCCAUGGCCACUCAUUGUUUCCAUUGAAUUGAGAUGCAGUGCCCGGGUACAAGAAGCGGCCGUUGACUUGCUCAGAAGUAUUUUGGGCGACACACUUGUUGUUUCUCGACACGCGCAACUGCCAAGCCCAAAUGACUUGCGCUACCGCAUCCUGCUUAAAGUCAAAGCCAGCCAUGGUAUUGCAGAACAGGCAGACUUUGCCACAUCGAUUGAGCUCUCUGAGCUGAAUUCUGAAUUUGGCGAAAUGUCAACCACGGAAUCUGAUUACUCGACCCCCAGAUCGCGCACAUCGUCACACUCAUCACAGUCUUCGUCAGUGAGUAGCUAUCGUGGUUCCAACGCGCCCACAAUCGCGGCGAUGUUACAAAUGGCACCACUCCUACAGGGCAUCAAGUUUCGAAACUUCUCCCUGCCAGAGUCCAAAACGGUCAACCACAUCUUUUCCCUCUCUGAGCGACACGUAAAGAGUAUGGCUCAGUCGAAUCCAGAGAGCAAAACGCAGAUGCUCAAACACAAUGCUCGUCAUCUCAUGCGCGUCUAUCCAUCAGCAACGCGCGUUCGGUCCACCAAUUUUGCACCACAAGAGUACUGGCGACAAGGUGUACAGAUGGUGGCGCUGAAUUGGCAAACGCACGAUCUUGGCAUGCAGUUGAAUGAUGCUUUGUUUGCUGCAAGCGGCACGGAAGAAGUUUCUGGGUAUCGUCUCAAGCCAGCGGUUAUGCGCUUUUGGCGGAAAGGUCAAAUGAGCUAUCUAGAGGCGCCUGAUCAUAAGCAGCCGAAGAGACGGUGGCGAAUCAGUGUGUUGAGCGGCACACAGCUACCAAAGACCUCUGCUAGUACGCGCUCAUCACCGUAUGUUGAGUUACAAGUCCUGCGACCACAUCGCGACUUGGAUGCAAAGUCACACUCUGCAUGUGCAACGGACCGCGACAUCAAGUUCCGAACCUCAAUUGUCGAGGAUAACACCUUCAAUCCGCAAUUCUGCCAUGCGCCUUUUCAAUUUGUUCAAGAGUCAGAGGACCUCGAGGCGCUCACCUUUCUGCGCUUUUUGGUGCAUGACGUGCCAUUGUCGAAUGGGAGCGCGACUUCAUUGAGUCAACAGACUGGUCCAGUGGUGGCAACAUGGGCGUGUCCGCUAGAAGAUCUUCAACGUGGCUAUCGUGUUGUAAAGCUACGAGAUUUAUCUGGCGAGCAAUUCAUCUUUUCAUCACUGCUUGUC